GAGGGGAGGGGCGGGGAGGGCAGCGCCGCCGGGCAGCGCGGGGCCGGGGCGCCCGCGGCGCGGCGCGGCGCCGCCGCCCGCCAUGUGGCGCCGCCGGGGCCGGGCGGGCAGCGCGGCGGGGCCAGGCGGCCAUGCGGGGCGGCGGGAACGGCAGCGGCGGCGAGCCGUGGCCCUGGCCGCCGUGCGACGAGCGGCUGUGCUCGGCGCUGCCGCUGCGGGCGCUCAUCCCCGUCACCGCCGUGUGCCUGGGGCUCUUCGCCGUCGGCGUGGCCGGCAACGUCCUCACGGUGCUGGUGAUCCGCGGCUACCGCGACAUGCGGACCACCACCAACCUCUACCUGGGCAGCAUGGCCGUGUCGGACCUGCUCAUCCUGCUGGGGCUGCCCCUGGACCUGUACCGCCUGUGGCGCUCGCGGCCCUGGAUCUUCGGGCAGCUGCUGUGCCGCCUCUCGCACUACCUGAGCGAGGGCUGCACCUACUGCACCAUCCUGCACAUCACCGCCCUCACCGUGGAGCGCUACCUCGCCAUCUGCUUCCCCCUCAAGGCCAAGGUGGUGGUCACCAAGCGCCGUGUCAAGGCCAUCAUCGGCGCCCUCUGGGCCUUCGCCUUCCUCUCCGCCGCGCCCUUCUUCUUCCUCGUCGGCGUGGAGCAGGCCGACAACCAGACCGACUUCAGCCGCGAGUGCAAGCCCACGCCGCAGGCCGUGGAGUCGGGGCUGCUGGGCACCAUGUUCUGGGUCACCACCGCCUACUUCGUCCUGCCUGUCGCCUGCCUCCAUGUCCUGUACGGCUGCAUCGGCCGGCAGCUGUGGCGGAGCGGGGUGCCGCUGCGGGGCCCCGACGCUGCCCUCCGGGAGAAGGGCCACCGGCAGACCCUCAGGAUCCUGGUGGUGGUGGUUCUGGCCUUUGUGAUUUGCUGGUUGCCUUUCCACAUUGGCAGGAUCAUAUUUAUAAGCACUCAGGAUACCAGGAUGAUGCUCUUCUCCCAGUACUUUAACAUUUUCGCUCUGCAGCUUUUCUACCUGAGUGCGUCCAUCAACCCCAUCCUCUACAACCUCAUUUCGAAGAAGUACAGGGCAGCAGCCUACAAGCUGCUGCUGCCGCAGCGAUCUGCAGAAAGGGCUUUCACUGUUACCAAAGAUGCUGGCGGCUACACAGAGACGAGCGCAAGCGCAAGCACGAGGAACGAGUACACGACCACCUUCUGAGACUGCGUCCCGGGCGCCAGCGAGGUAUUCCCUGCAGCCGCAGGGCUCUUCAUGUUCGCAGCAGGGGCAGAAAAGGGUGGACGUUUGUCAGCGCUUGUGGAGUCUUAUAACUCUUUGUAUUUUGAACUACUUGUAUUUUUGUUAAUGCAGUGAGUAGGGACUGUAAAGUAGUGAGAGUGCCGUGUAACUCAUGAAAGGUAACACAGUAGGAAAGGCCGGAGUAAAUUACCCGUCAAACUGUGGUUUCAGCUUAUUACAUGUUGUUCAUUGCAUAUGCGUUCUCUGCAAUUUCCAGUAUUUUCUAACAAUCAUAAUGUCAAGGACUGCAAAGGAGGAUGGAGUUCGAGGGAGAGGUCCUGCUUAAGCUCAGUAAUGAAAAAACUCCCAGAGAGGCUUUGCCAUUUGAAAAUAGUUUUCUUAUAAACAAUGUUUUACAAAACACAAGGUCCGGCAGGGAGCUGGAUGCAAAAGAAAUAGCCCAUCCCCUUGAACAUCCUUGGAGGAAGGGGGCAUGUAUUUUAGCACCUACUCUUGCAGUCGUGGCUGGGAGUUUACCAGACAGCUUCACUAACUCUUCCCUAGGGAAGCAUCUCCUCUGCGCACCUCUCUGUAGGCUUAACCCUUCCAGUCUCACCCAUGCAAUCAAACAGGGUCUGUUAAAUACUAGUAACCGACCCACUAUAGCUGUAACACUUCAGGUAUUCCUGGUCGCUCCAUCGUGAUAGAGCUGUAGUAUUUGGUUGACAUUAGUGAUAUAUCUCCGCUGGUGUUACAUAAUGUAUUGCACGUGCAAUAUGCAGAGUUAACCAAGUUAGCCACCCAUCACCUAAGCUACCGGCCUGCUCCCAAGACUUAUUGCUACGUAAUGCUGCAUUGCACGUCGUAAAAUGACUUGCUAAUUGUGCUCCAGAGCUUUUAAAUACAAACUUAAAUUAUACAAUUUAGGAAGGAGCACUUGUUAGGAAGAGCUGUAAGUUAUAGUAUCAUUUCCUCCAGAGAGACACAGCAUUUUACCUGUGCAUCUUACCUAUCAUGUGAUAUAAAUAUGGAACAAAAAUUGAUGAAGUUAGACUGCAUUUACAUCAGUAACAUUGGUGGUAUACCUGCGCUUGCCUUCGGUUAUCUUUUAACCUUUGUUAAUAAACGUUACUGUGAUUCAGACAAAGUAACCUUUGUGUGUAGUCUGUACAGAACUUAGUGCAAUGGUGUUUGCUGAUGUGCUAGGGCAGAAUUCAAAAUCCAGUUUAGAGAUCUCAAGACGGUGGAGUUGAACCCAAGUCUUCUCCAGGUCUUAAAGAUUUGACCAAACUCUUUCUUUAAUAGUCCACAGCUUUGAGUCACUAAAGUAAAAAUUAAAAGACAGAAAAAGCCGUAGCUUACUGCCCACAUAUUAAGUAUUCUUCUUGCAUCAGCUUCGUACUAGGGGAGAGCAGUUUUCUGUAUGUUUUGGGUUUGGUCUGGUUUGCUUUUCCCAGUGAUUUUUUUUUUUUCAUUAAAAUAUUACGUUAAAAUAAAAGAACAGCUGGUA
Messenger RNA from Dromaius novaehollandiae (emu), 2736 nucleotides. RefSeq names its product motilin receptor (gene MLNR). Gene Ontology annotation, molecular function: G protein-coupled peptide receptor activity. Lineage: Eukaryota; Metazoa; Chordata; Aves; Casuariiformes; Dromaiidae. Bases 132 to 1208 code for a protein of 358 amino acids. The record is from RefSeq and is a predicted model, not a curated record. Gene Ontology annotation, cellular component: plasma membrane. The transcript is spliced from 2 exons. Gene Ontology annotation, biological process: G protein-coupled receptor signaling pathway.